Xenopus laevis (African clawed frog) is the source of this 3106-nucleotide messenger RNA. It is a transcript of the gene mhc1-uba16.2.L, whose product is annotated as major histocompatibility complex class I-related gene protein. The record is from RefSeq and is a predicted model, not a curated record. The transcript has 9 exons. NCBI's taxonomy places the organism in Eukaryota, Metazoa, Chordata, Amphibia, Anura, Pipidae. The coding region runs from base 1136 to 2608 and encodes 490 amino acids.
GCUUCCACAUUUUAUUAUCAGUGUGGCUGUUAUUAAUCUGACAUGUGCACUUCUUUAUUAUCCUUUUAUCUGUGGGAUAACCGAGCGAAGAACAGUCCUUCCGUCUGCUGAAGCUGCCAGUGUAAUUUAUACGUGCUGUGUGGAAGAACUGUUCUUCGCUUCUUUGGUAUUUCCCUGCAGAAUGAUAACUAUGUUCCUCCUCCAGCCGAAUCAGUUUGGUCUGUAGCAGAUCAUGAGGCGCUUUGCUGGGCCCUGACCUGGGAAUGUCACGUGAUCAGGAGCAGAGGAGGAAGGUGUUGUUUAUACAGCAGAUUUACUGUCACUGCUGCUUGUGUCAUCCCUCAACUGUCAUCCCUCAACUGUCAUCCCUCUACAGCAAAAGGGCAGUGAGGAGACAUAAACAUAAAUAAAGGAGACAGGCAAAAUACUAAAAGCUGGGAUGCUUGAGAAAAGGGCAAGGGUUGAUAGAGAAGCAGAGGGACAAGAGGAUAAAGGGUUAAUCAACUAGGGUAAAUGGGGGAGGGGCAAGAGAUCAGAGGGAAACUAAGGACAUAGAAUUAGUUCAGUUAUUCUGGGGCACAACAGGAAUCUAAGUACAGGGAGAGAAGGAGAGCACAAUAGUGACAUGGAAUUUGUUUGAUGAUAUUUCAUCUAUGAUUAUGUCAUUAUUCAAUUAGAGAGUUCAAAAGAAAUAGACUUUCUUCCCAUGGAACAAUGCCUGAUAAAGCUUCUGUUUUAAGAUUGGAGAGAUCAUUUAACCCUUCUCACAGUGGAGACAUGUGACUGACAGAAAUGAAACUAACAAUCCAUCGUGUUUAGUAUAAUAACGGGAACACGGCCUGUAUCCCCCCUCUGGUGUUUCUGAUCUUCAGCCUGGGAACUUCUGCUGUGUAUUCUGGGAGUCACACACUACAUUAUCACACCACAAAGUUAACAGCUUCAAGCCCUGGUCUCCCAGAUCUAAUGCACCCUGCUUAUGUAGAUGGUUUCCGAUAUGCCCGCUAUAAAAUGGACAUACAUCGAUGUAAGGAUGCCGCUCAUGUUUACCAGACGAAAUCUGCCUGUGAGGUGCAUGAAGAUGGCACCAUUAAUGUAUAUCAAGAGGUGGCAUUUGAUGGGAAGGAGCUGAUGGCCUAUGAUAAACAGACAGGAACUUUUAUCCCUACAACACCAGAGGCUUAUUUUAGUUUCUCCACAUGCCUCAUACUUUGGUUAUCCUACCACAUAUUGGGCAUCAAACAAUUCAGAAGACCCCUGGCAUUCAUGUUUACAAUGUUUUAUCUCACUAGUUUGCCCCAACAUUAAGAUUUCAAGCUCAGGAUCAAACAAUGUCACAGCACUUUACUGCUGGGUGUAUGGGUUCUACCCCCGAGAUGUGGAAGUGAAGUGGAUAAAGAAUGAGACAGAUGAGAUUUAUUUAGAGGAAUCAGCAGAGAUCCUGCCAAACCCUGAUGGCACCUAUCAGAUCAGAGUCAGUGUGGAGGUAACACCAGAGGAGGGCGCCACUUACUCCUGCCAUGUGGAUCACAGCAGUUUGGAGAAUCCCCUGGUUGUUCCCUUUGAUAGUCACACUCUACAGUACCAUGUAUCUCUGGUAUCAACUCCGACCCCUAAGGUUCCUCAGUAUUCUAUUAUUGUGUAUGUGGAUGGUGUACAGUAUGGAAGGUACAACAGUGACAUACAUUGCGCCCAAGCUUUGACUCCAUCACUUCAGGCACUUCAUGACCACUUGGACACGCAGACCAACUUUGCUAAGGCAUAUGAGUUGUGGCAAAAACACAAGCUGAACUUUCUAAUUGGAUAUUUCAAUACAACAAAGGGUGAUGGACAUAUCCAUGUCUACCAGAGGAAGGUUGCCUGUGAGCUGCAUGAUGACGGCACUAUUGAUGGAUAUCAGGAGAUUGCCUUUGAUGGGAAGGAGUUUUUAGUUUUCGAUAAGGAGAGAGUGGUGUAUGUGCCUGCAACACACGAGGAUGUGAUGGUGUCUCAGCUGUGGAAUAAGCGUUAUGAUUCAACCAAUAAUAAGGUGUUCGUGGAAAUUGACUGCAUUGAACAUCUGAAGCUGUAUCUUCCUUAUAUAUCUGUUGAAUUGAUGAAGAAAGUUACCCCAAAGGUGAAGGUUUCCAGCUCAGAGUCAGAGAGUGGUACCAAACUGCACUGCUGGGUGUAUGGGUUCUACCCCCGAGAUGUGGAAGUGAAGUGGAUAAAGAAUGGGAGAGAUGAGAUUUACUCAGAGGAAUCAGCAGAGAUCCUGCCAAACCCUGAUGGCACCUAUCAGAUCAGAGUCAGUGUGGAGGUAACACCAGAGGAGGGCGCCACUUACUCCUGCCAUGUGGAUCACAGCAGUUUGGAGAAGGCAAAGGUUGUUCCCUUUGAAUCCAACAAGAGAAACCCUUUGGAUAUCAUCAUCCCUGUUGGUGUGGCACUGCUCCUUCUUCUUAUUGCUCUGGCAGUAUAUAUAGAAUACAGAAAAAGAAGGACUAAAGACCCUAAUGGCAGCCAUAAACAUGUAGUGAGCACAGACACAGCCGCACUCUGGAAGGGGCACGACAAGCAGAUGAAAAGAGGGUUUUUUCUUUUGAAAUUAGAAAGUGUAACGGAGAUCUAAACCCUCUAUAAAAGGGACCCACUCAUUGCAGAUGCAAAUUAAUUCACCAAGAAGAAUUCUGCUGACCAUAUGCAUAUGCAAGAGAAUUCACCACUGCUAUAACGAUACUGCUUAUAAACACUAUGGGGAAGAUUUACUCGUGGGCGAAGUGGCUAACGAAAGCAUCACCGCCCACAGGGACAUCUACAAUUUACGGGCGCAGGUGUCACUUGGCUAGCGAAAGAGACGGAUGCUUGCGAUCAUUCCCAGGCUGGCGAAUGGACGUUACUCCGUCAAUUCAAUUAAAUGCGGAUUCUACUGAACGUUACCUCUUUCGCCAAACUAAGUCCAAAAAGCGCUGGCGUCUCUUCCUUUUUUCAGAGAUAUCCUGCAAAAGUCCUUAAAAAUAUUUUUUGGGUAACUGGGUUCCCCCAUACAUUUUCUAACAUAUGGAACAUAAACUAUACCAGUGAUCCCCAACCAGUAGCUCGUGAGCAACAUGUUACUCUCCAACCCAUU